Exophiala viscosa is the source of this 2761-nucleotide messenger RNA. RefSeq lists its product as uncharacterized. The transcript has 2 exons. NCBI's taxonomy places the organism in Eukaryota, Fungi, Ascomycota, Eurotiomycetes, Chaetothyriales, Herpotrichiellaceae. The record is from RefSeq and is a predicted model, not a curated record. Bases 180 to 2684 code for a protein of 834 amino acids.
UGAUCGGCUGACCUGGGGAACUUCUCCUGUCCGGACUCCAAUACUGUCAAUGACCAUAGAGCUUCAUCUUCAUCCUUUCCUCCCGCUUUUCAUUACUCCCAGGUUGGAGCUUAUGAGCUUUGUAUCAUACUUUCUCUUGUGCCAUUCUUAACCGCGAUCACCGUUUUCAAGUGCCCAUCAUGCGGCUGGUUUCCGCAUGGGCAGUGCUGGCAGUUGCCCUUCCAUGCUUUGUCGAGUCCUCACGAUUGACCCCGCCGGUGCUCCCACUUAUCGUGCGAAACCCAUAUCUGAGCACAUGGCUGCCCAACGCAAGAGAUCUCCCUUGGGAGCAUUGGCCCAUGUUCUGGACCGGUCAAGAGAUGGGCUUCUCCGUCCUGGCCAGUGUUGCCGAGGACAGGACUGUAUACCCAUUGCUGGGAAGAGGUCAGGACUCCUUGGUCAGGGAGGGUGACAAUUAUACCAUCUCGUACCCUGUAUACCAUGGGGCUCAGUACGAUGCCUCUACCACCAACCUAUCUUAUUCGCUUCCUCUUCCUUCCACCUACUCCAAUUCAAGCAGCCUGGACAUCAUUAUCUCGUUUCUUUCGCCUAUAACUCCUACCUCAACCGUCAGACAAUCACUGCCAGCAAGUUAUGUUAGCGUCUAUGUUUCGGGAAACAUACCUGUUGAUAUCUACAUGGACGUAAAUGGUCAGUGGGUGAGCGGGAAUCGAGGUAGUAAGAUCGUCUGGGACCUCACCCAUCGACCGUUGGACGGUUUGACCGAGGGCUUCAAGACGUGGUCAUUCAAGAGGGAAGUCGAACAGCUCUUCACGGAAUUCCAGGACCGCGCAGAAUGGGGUAGUCUACAUUUCUCUGCUCCUGCGGGUGUCCGACACGAAGCUGGCACAUCGGCUCUGUUAAGGCAGCGCUUCUCAAGGACGGGUACCCUUCAGAACUCCAUUGACAAUACCUUCCGCGAGAUCAUGGAUGAGGAGCCGGUCUUUGCCUUCUCGAAAUCCUUCUCACUGAAUUCAAGCACGCAUUCCGUUUCACAUGACAGUGUCACAUUCACCGUGGCUCAUGUUCAAGAUCCAGUCGUGCAGUAUGCCUCCGCUCGGGGCUUGACUUACAUGCGUCCUCUCUGGGAGUCCUAUUUCAACACAGUCGACAAGUUGCUUACCUUCCACUACCUGGACUUUCAGAAUGCCCGAGAUCUUGCCUUCAACUAUUCUGCCCAGCUUGCCGUCGAUGCGUAUAAGUCCGGUUCUGCAGAUUAUGUGGACAUUGUGGCGCUGUCUGCUCGACAAGCACUGGGCGCCACCAGCUUCUCCGGCACCCCUGACGAUCCGAUUCUGUUCUUAAAAGAGAUAUCCUCCAACGGAAACUUCCAGACUAUUGACGUUAUCUUUCCCGCUUUUCCAUUCUUCUUAUACACCAACCCUCGAUGGCUUGGAUAUCUGCUCGAACCGCUCAUUGAGCAUAUGUUGAGCGGCCAAUACCCCAAUAAUUACGCCAUGCAUGAUCUCGGUACUCAUUUCCCGAACGCGACUGGUCAUGCCGACGGAAGUGACGAGUACAUGCCCGUCGAAGAAUGUGGAAACAUCCUGAUCAUGGGCCUUGUGCUGGCCAACGCCUUGAAAUAUGGCGCCAAUACUUCCGUGGGUGCAACAUGGGAACCCAUGAGUGAAGUUCCACUUUCUAGGAAGCUCAGUGAUAACAUCGCUCCUCUGACUGUUGGCAGUCAGGAUGGCCAACUCUAUAUCGACAACCCCUGGGCUGGCCAAGCUCAAGGACUGAAAGUGGCCAAGAAAUGGGUCGAAAGGAGUUACCCGUUAUGGAAGCAGUGGACUAGUUAUCUUGUGGAAUUCUCGUUGGAGCCUCACAACCAAUUGUCUACAGAUGACUUCGCCGGCUGGCUGGCGUUGCAAACAAAUUUGGCGCUCAAGGGCAUCAUUGGCAUCAAGGCUAUGGCUGGACUCGCCGAAAUCACAGACAAUCAUGAAGACUACAAGACUUAUAACAAUAUCUCAAAAGUCUACAUCGCCAAAUGGGAGGAGCUUGGUAUCUCUCGCGACAAGACUCAUGCCAAGCUUGCGUACGACUGGUACGGCUCCUGGACCACCACAUACAACCUCUAUGCGGACAGCCUGCUCUGCUUCCAUCUCGGGUCGGACAACAGCUCCCUUGCAUCAAGUAGUAUUGCCGGACGGUACGAAUACCAGAAACCACUUAAGGAGAUCGACGGUGACAAGGAUGGAUUCGUGCCCAAGCAUAUCUACCAGAUGCAAAGUGACUGGUACUGGUCUGCUCGGCAGAAGUACGGUCUUCCACUCGACUCGCGACACUUGUACACCAAGACUGACUGGGAAUUUUUCGCCAUGGCUGUCGCAGCGCCGAAGGUUAGGGCAGGUAUCCUACAGUCAGUGGCUAAAUGGAUCAAUGAGACGGCCACGGAUCGACCCUUCACCGAUUUGCAUAUGACAGAGGGCAAUGGAGGGUUUCCUGGACCCAAUUUCUUUGCACGGCCAGUUGUUGGUGGCCACUUUGCAUUCUUGACCUUGGGACAGGCCUGCAAUGGUAAGGCUAUGGAAGGGUUGAAAUUCUUGGAUGAUAGCGUGACGACAGAUGGUACCGCGUUGGAUGUGCAGAGUAUUUUGGACAAGGAGCGGGCUGAGGCUGAGUGGGCAAUGCAGGAGCUUUAGUCCUCACUCGUAUAACACAUAAAAACGCGGAUUUUAUCAUGAUGGCCAACUUACUGGUUGACGUUGGUGCACUUUCG